Messenger RNA from Emericellopsis cladophorae, 1689 nucleotides. RefSeq lists its product as uncharacterized. The coding region runs from base 1 to 1689 and encodes 562 amino acids. The record is from RefSeq and is a predicted model, not a curated record. Lineage: Eukaryota; Fungi; Ascomycota; Sordariomycetes; Hypocreales; Bionectriaceae. Gene Ontology annotation, biological process: regulation of DNA-templated transcription. The transcript has a single exon. Gene Ontology annotation, molecular function: DNA-binding transcription factor activity, RNA polymerase II-specific; zinc ion binding.
AUGUCGCACGUGCAAGUCAGUCCGCGCCAACGCAAAGGACCACAAACCGCGUCCACUGACCAGUACGACAGGAUCCGCCGGGUGAAAUGCGACGAAGGCCGCCCUGCGUGCCACAAGUGCGUCUCAACGGGCAGAAAGUGCGAUGGCUACGGGAUCUGGGGCGGUGGGAGCAACACACCCACCCACCUCACGGAUGGUCGAUUGGCCCUGAAGCGAAACCCGUUCCCCCUCUUCGUCGACGCCCCCGGCGAGGAUGAGCACUGCUGCUUCGAGUGGUUCCGCUCGCGCACCGCCAAGAAAAUCCCGGGGCCCUUUGAACCCGUCUUCUGGGAGACUGUUGUUCUGGGCGCCAGCUUUGAGGAACCUGCCGUGCUUCACGCGGUCCUGGCUCUUGGUUUGGCCCACAAGAAGGAAAGCCUCGAAGGGGACUCUCAGGAUGUCGCAACGGACUCCCCCGACGAGGAAGAACAAUUCAUCUUGCGACACUAUAGCGAGUCAAUCCGUCAGCUUGCACCGCACUUUGUCAAUCAGAGCAGAUCGUCCAUUCGCGUGGCGCUCAUCGCAUGCAUGGUCUUUGUCUGUCUGGAAUUCAUCCGUGGCAGGUAUCGUACGGGCAACGAGCAUUUGAAGAAUGGUAUGAAACUUCUGGGGCAGCUCGCAGGGCAAAGUGUCGCCAUUGACCUGAAGGCACCUCGCGACCCGGCCGACACAUGGCUGCUGGAGACGUUUGCGAAACUCAACCUGCAGUCUAAUCUGCUGGGCCAGGGCACCCGUUUUCUCCAUCAAGUCCAGCAAGGUCUCGAUAUGUAUCCUCUACCCGUGUUGUUCAAGACCAUGGGGGAUGCAAGGAAGCGUCUGGAUUGGCUGCAACAUGAGAUUGGACAAUUGGCUGGCGAGCGGGAACAUUGCUCAGAGGCCAGUCCCCAGCCUCUUCAAGUCAUGGCAUGUAGACAGCAGCUUCUUCUGACCCAGCUUAUAGCUUGGAAACACGUCUGCGAUGUGUCCAGGUCGUCGUUGCUGGCCUCCAUGGGACCAAUCGGCCGCAUCAUGUACACUAUCCUGCAGCUGUACUAUCACAUGGCAUUCAUCAUGGCUAGCACAUGUCUGGCUGACACUGAGAAUGUUUUCGAUCAGCACACAAACGAUUUUCUGGAGAUUGUCGACCAAGCAAUUGCGUUGCAUCAGUGCAUCGCGUCAGACUGUCUAGGCGACUCCCCCUUUGCGCAUAGACCAGAUGUAGCGCCUUUCACCUCGGACAAGGGCUGGAUACCGCCGUUGUACUUUACAGCAAUCAAGUGUCGCGCUCACCGGAUCAGGCUGCAUGCUGUUCGCUUGCUCAGCACUAUACCGAGCAAAGAGGGGAUUUGGGAUGCCCAAUUGGCGGCCACGAUAGGGGCUGAGGUUAUGCGCCUUGAAGAACAGGUCUUGGAUCCAACAUUGAAGAACAAGGACAACUUUGCGCCUCAUUCGGCGCCCUCUGCUGAUGAAGCCAGAAGUUGCUUUGCCCCGUGCGAGUCGAGGUUGAGGCAUGUGCAGGUCACGCUGCCCAACGGUCGCCACGACAAGACCUUCAUCAGAUGCAUCCCAGGAACGCGCUAUACGGCAAACGACGCUAUCUUGCGAGAAUACAAUCCUAUUCAGAAAGCAUGGCAAGAUGUUCCGGGGUCUGCCAAUGUCCCCAUCGGGUAG